AAAACAUUAUACUAAUGGCAGCUGCAGUUCAAGUUUAUUCAGAUGCCAUCAGAAAAACAUUAGAGGCAACAUUAUGUUUGAGAGCAUUUCCAUCAGAAAUAAUUGAAAAAUAGAGCAAGCCAGAAAUUGAAUUGAAUGGGUAAUAAUAAUCAUUUCUAUCAUAUUUAGUUAUUCAUCAAAAACUAGACAACUAGUUUUGUCACCUAUAUAUUUAUGUAGAGGUGAAAAAGAAAAAUGCGUUAUUGAACCUUCGAUUAAUUCGACAAGAGUAAUUCUAUAUUAUAGAAUCUAUAGAUAAGCUUUUCAAUUAAAGCCUUAGAUGAAGUUGAUAAAUUAAUAGGCGAGAAAUUCGCCAAGUAUCUAGCCGUGAGAGCUGAUUAUUUUGAAAUUUUGAGAAGGAAACCAAUCCCAGUAAGUUUUUCAUCUUAACAAUUUAGGGAUAUGAUAUAAGUUUCUUGAUUUUAGAUUCUCAUUUAGAAAAAUACAGUGUUCAAGGGAUUAUUAAUUUUAUUAUAGAUUAUGUGGAGAAUAUAGAUAAGGAUCUUAGUGAUAUCAAAUUGAAUAUAAAUACCCAAGCAAGAAUUACAGCUGCUUGCUUUGUAGGAGGUUUGGCAAAUCAAUGA
Molecule: messenger RNA, 623 nt
Organism: Paramecium octaurelia
Lineage: Eukaryota; Ciliophora; Oligohymenophorea; Peniculida; Parameciidae
Source: the annotation of a GenBank genome assembly